UAUUCGCUGCACCACCGAAUCUCCUCUCCCAGCAUCACAAUGGCUUCGAUCGCGCGCCAGUCCCCCCUCUUCCGGCAGUCCUGCUUCCGCGCCCCUUGGGCCUCCAAGAAUGUCGCCGGCGUGUCGCAGGUCGUGGCCUUCCACGCCUCUGCGAACAAGCAGAUCCUGCCCCCUCUGCCUCAGUCUAUCCAGGGAACGAUGAACGACCCUGCUCCCAUCCCUCACUCCCACCCUGUCCACGGUAGCUACCACUGGACCUUCGAGAGACUCGUCUCUGCUUCCCUCGUCCCUCUCUGCAUUGCUCCCUUCGCUGCCGGCUCCGUGAGUCCCGUCAUGGACGCCGUCAUCUGCUCGGCUAUCGUCGUUCACUCUCACAUCGGUUUUGACGCCUCUAUCACCGAUUACUUCCCCACCCGCCGUGUGCCCAAGACCACCGUCUUCAUGAAGUGGCUGCUGCGUGCCUUCACGCUCGGCACAGCCGUCGGUCUGUACGAGUUCGAGACGAACGAUGUCGGUGUCACGGAGGCUCUCCGCAGGGUGUGGAAGGCAUAAAUUCGGGGCGUUUCUUGUUUGCUGUUUGUUCUGUUGACAGGCGUUUUGCCUCUGUAUAUGCUGUCUUUAUUUUCGUCUGUUCUGGUAGACGCCAGUACUGUGGAAUCCUUACUGCCCUGGAGCAUAAAAUUAUAGUCCUGUUUUGUAUGUGCAU
This is a messenger RNA of Aspergillus homomorphus CBS 101889, 706 nucleotides long. Its product is annotated as CybS family protein. Lineage: Eukaryota; Fungi; Ascomycota; Eurotiomycetes; Eurotiales; Aspergillaceae. The transcript is spliced from 5 exons. The coding region runs from base 40 to 552 and encodes 170 amino acids. The record is from RefSeq and is a predicted model, not a curated record. Gene Ontology annotation, molecular function: heme binding; ubiquinone binding. Gene Ontology annotation, biological process: mitochondrial electron transport, succinate to ubiquinone; tricarboxylic acid cycle. Gene Ontology annotation, cellular component: mitochondrial envelope; membrane.